UUACCCUCAGCUACAGUACAUUGGCUCCUAUCAGAAGGAUGGAGAGAGGGGCUGGGGAAUGUGAGGCAGUUGCUUGGCUACAGUAAUAAAGGCACAUUAGCAUGAUGGAGUGUAGAGAGACAGAGAGAGUGUAAUGUAUGUUCUAGUGUGUGUCUGGGUGAAUGAGGAGGACCCUCUCUCUUUCUCUCACUGUUCAGUUAAUCCUUCUGUCAGUUGAUGUUAAGGCAGCAUUUUAAGCACUGGAUGGAGAAAGGAAUAGGCACAGAUUAGCAAGGGAAGCGAAGAAUCACUGGGAAGACCUGGAACAGAGAGCAAAGCUUGUUUUCAGCACCAAGGAGAGAGACACCAAAAAAAAAAAACACAUAACAGCAUCAACAGCUAUUCCUGUGUGCUUGCUGCAUCCACAGCUCGGAGCCUCAGUACAGCUUGGAAGGCCAGGGGGGGUGCUCAUUCAGAGACUUCGAGAGGAGCUUUCCAUCCUCCAGACAAGCAGCAACAAAGAAUCUUUGCUUGGGAAGUAGGGCUCAUCUUUCUUCUCCGCCAAUGCAAAAGGAAAUAUGCAGUACAUUUUUGCCUUCUUCUGCACCAGCUUUAUAGGGGCAGUGCUUGGGGUCAAUUUCCCCAAUUUUCCAAACAUUAUUCAGAUCGGGGGCCUCUUCCCAAACCAGCAAUCCCAGGAACAUGCCGCCUUUCGUUUUGCAUUGUCACAGAUGUUGGAGCCCCCAAAGCUUCUGCCCCAAAUUGAUAUUGUGAAUAUCAGCGACAGUUUUGAAAUGACCUACACCUUUUGUUCACAGUUUGCCAAGGGAGUGUAUGCCAUAUUCGGGUUCUAUGACCGGAAGACAGUCAACAUGUUGACAUCAUUUUGUGGUGCUCUUCACGUCUGCUUUAUAACCCCCAGCUUCCCCGUAGCCACUUCCAAUCAGUUUGUCCUGCAGCUCAGACCGGAACUUCAGGAUGCCCUAAUCAGUGUAAUAGAGUUUUACAAGUGGAAAAAAUUUGUGUACAUUUAUGAUGCAGACCGAGGUUUGUCUGUCCUCCAGAAGGUGCUGGACACGGCGGCAGAGAAGAACUGGCAAGUUACAGCUGUCAACAUUCUUACCACUACAGAGGAUGAAUACCGUCUGCUAUUUCAGGAUCUAGACAAGAGUAAAGAUCGCCAGGUCGUGAUAGACUGUGAGUCCGAAAGACUGAAUGCCAUACUCACCCAGGUAAUUGUCAAGCUAGAAAAGAACAUUGUUGGAUAUCACUAUAUUCUUGCCAACCUGGGUUUCAUGGACAUUGAACUGCAGAAAUUUCAAGAAGCAGGAGCCAAUGUUACAGGAUUUCAGCUUGUUAACUACACGGACGCCAGGGUAUCGCAGAUAUUGCAGCAAUGGAAAUCCUAUGAUGGUCGGGAACAACCUCGUGUAGACUGGAAGAAACCAAAGUAUACCUCAGCCCUAACGUAUGAUGGUGUUCGCGUGAUGUAUGAAGCCUUCCAAAAUCUGAGGAAACAAAGAAUAGACAUUUCUCGUCGUGGUAAUGCUGGAGACUGCUUGGCCAACCCUGCUGUUCCAUGGGGGCAAGGGAUAGACAUCCAGAGGGCAUUGCAGCAGGUUCGACUGGAGGGUUUGUCUGGCAAUGUCCAGUUCAAUGAGAAGGGGAGGAGAACAAACUAUACAUUGCAUGUGCUGGAGCUCAAACAUAAAGGAAUCCGACAGAUUGCUACAUGGAAUGAAGAUGACAAAUUGAUCCCAUUAGCCACUGAUGCCCAAGCAGGAAAUGAAACCAUAGGGGUUCAGAAUAGGACGUACAUCGUUACCACCAUAUUGGAAUCCCCAUAUGUUAUGUACAAAAAGAAUGCUGAUGAAUUUGAAGGCAAUGAUAAGUUUGAGGGGUACUGUGUUGAGCUGGCUCAGGAAAUUGCCAAGCAUGUUGGAUUCAAGUACAAACUGGAGAUCGUAAGGGAUGGAAAAUAUGGAGCUCGUGAUUCAGACAUGAAGGCAUGGAAUGGAAUGGUGGGAGAGUUGGUGUAUGGGAGAGCGGAUCUUGCGGUGGCCCCGUUGACAAUCACUCUGGUCCGAGAAGAAGUUAUUGACUUUUCCAAACCUUUUAUGAGCUUGGGUAUAUCCAUUAUGAUUAAGAAGCCUCAGAAGUCAAAACCAGGUGUCUUCUCUUUUUUGGAUCCACUGGCCUAUGAGAUCUGGAUGUGCAUAGUGUUUGCCUACAUUGGAGUUAGUGUGGUCCUCUUUUUAGUCAGUCGGUUUAGUCCAUAUGAAUGGCACAAUGAAGAAUAUGAGGAGGGAAGAGAGCCACCUUCUACAGACCAUUCGAAUGAAUUUGGGAUAUUUAAUAGCCUCUGGUUUUCACUCGGAGCAUUUAUGCAACAGGGGUGCGAUAUUUCCCCAAGGUCUCUCUCAGGACGCAUUGUGGGCGGUGUAUGGUGGUUUUUCACACUCAUCAUCAUCUCAUCUUAUACAGCAAACUUAGCGGCCUUCUUGACAGUGGAGAGGAUGGUAUCACCCAUCGAGAGUGCUGAUGAUUUGGCUAAACAAACCGAGAUAACAUAUGGAACCUUAGAUUCUGGGUCUACAAAAGAAUUUUUUAAGAGAUCUAAAAUAGCUGUGUUUGAAAAAAUGUGGACUUACAUGCGUUCAGCGGAACCCUCGGUUUUUGUUAAGACCACUGAGGAAGGGAUGAACAGAGUGAGAAAGUCUAAAGGCAAAUAUGCAUAUCUCUUGGAGUCCACGAUGAACGAGUAUAUAGAACAGAGAAAACCCUGUGACACCAUGAAGGUGGGAGGUAACUUGGAUUCCAAGGGCUAUGGCAUUGCCACCCCAAAGGGGUCAGCUCUGAGAGGUGCUGUAAACCUAGCGGUAUUGAAACUCAGUGAGCAAGGCGUCUUAGACAAGCUGAAAAGCAAAUGGUGGUACGAUAAAGGGGAAUGUGGAAGCAAAGACUCCGGAAGUAAGGAUAAGACAAGUGCACUGAGCCUUAGUAAUGUCGCUGGAGUCUUCUACAUCCUGAUUGGAGGUCUUGGCUUGGCCAUGUUGGUUGCUCUCAUUGAGUUUUGCUACAAGUCCAGGAGUGAAUCUAAAAAGAUGAAGGGCUUCUGUUUAAUUCCGCAGCAAUCAGUCACGGAGACGGUCCGAAUGGCAACUUUACCAAGACCUUCCACGGCAGGAGGUAGCGGUGAAAAUGGCAGAGUGGUUAGUCACGACUUUCCCAAAUCCAUGCAGACAAUUCCAUGUAUGAGUCACAGUGCAGGGAUGUCCCUAGGAGCAACUGGAUUAUAAUACCAGCAGACUUCACACUACCUGGUGAAGCAGUCAUGACCUUCCCCCGUUCCAGUGCCAAAAACAAAAAGGACACAUUUUAUGGACUUUACACAAGUCACUCAAAGAUUUAUUUUUUGUUCACUUUGUCCUUUUUUGCCAUGUGCGGCAAACUUACACAUCAAUAAACUGCAAUAAAGAGCUGAUAUUGGGAAAAACGGAGAUCCUACCCUGUGGGCUGGACAUUUGAAUGUUUUUCAAUAGACUCUGAUCCCACAAUGAUUCAGCUCAUCAACUCUUAGUAUAUUCAAUUAUUUUAGGGAAACAUGUCACCAUUUUUUUUUACCCUUUCCUAUGUUAACUUUCUGAGCUUUCUGAACAAACUUGGGCACACUAUCUGCUGGCAUUCCCAUCAGGAUUUGAAGAAACAAGAACGAGAAUGUCUUUCAAAUGAAUAGCCCAGAAAGAUAUGGUUGAGGUACAUAGUGUCAUCUUCGAGCUACAAAAGGCAUUAUAACAAGAGAAAGAGUUGUACUAGAGACAGACUAAAAGCUGUACAUAGCAAAUGGAAAGCAAAAGAAUAAAGAAAUAUUCAAGACUAAAAGACCUGUGGUGCAAGAUUACAACAAAAGAGACAUCUGGACAGCAUUAUUAAAGACUGGUAAGGAUUAAUGCCAUGAGAUAUCUUGUUUACGAUUGUGGUUACAAGUGUAAGCAAUGAACGACUCAACAGAAUAGCAUCCGUAAUUUCAACAAUGCACAACCACUAGAACUUGAUAUCACUUUGCAAGAGUAAAUGGUUUAUGAUUGUGUUUCAAGACAUAUAAUAUGACCAAGAAUCCCCAACAGAUCUGAGUACAUGCACAAGCCAUGCAGGUCUAUUGAACUUUUACUGUUAUGUCUACAAACAUCUAGACAUGAAAUGUAUUGCUUUAAGCGUUUACAGUCUUGUAUAAGUUGCCAACUGUUGUAAGGUGGUUAAAUAAGAAUGUCAAUACCUUUACACAUCGUAUAAAAAUCAACAUAAGAUUUGCCAUCAGUUGUGGGAAAAUCAUCAACCUAACUACUUUCAGAAGCUAUGAAAGGACUGGACUUUGAUAGAUACACCAAGAACUGUGCCUGGGUUCAUGUCAGCAGAUGUUGUGGAGAUAUAGUUACACACUUAAUGCCAUACAUUUCAACCAAUCUUUUGUUUUCACAACUCAAGUCUUACCCACCCACAAGAGGGCAGAGAUGCCCUUAAAGAGGUAUCUUUCUAAAAGUUUGUGUUUUGAAUUAUCAUGUUUCCGUUAUUUAAUUUUUUGAAUAUUUUAUGAGUUCCUGUUUUAAUGUGUGAAGAAGACAGAUACUAUACCUUGAACCUCUGCAAAAGUGUAUGUUGCCAUUUUGGAGUGGAAACAUAAUUUUCUUAAUAAUUCCUCAAAGUUCUGAGGAGUUUUCCAGCCAUUUGACUCAAAGGGCCUUGCAACUACUGGAAUUGACCUUGAAAAUUCACAAGGGCAUUGCAGCAAAACGUUUCUUCUUACACAGAGGAGCCUGUUUGCUCAGUGACUACAAGAUGAGACUCGGUGGGCAGCCGGACACAACAAAUCAGCAAUGGAGAUGUUGCGUGUUCAGUCGUAAUUUGUAUUUUUAUUACACUUUCUUAAAAACAGGUGUGGAACCAAGCUUGGUUUUUAAUUCCAAGAGUGGAUUCCACAUGUAAUCCCUUCAGGUGUUUCAUUCAGUUUUUCCUCUUUGAUACCUGGAUAUUUUUUCUCCACAAAAAAGCUGUAUUUGUUUUAACUCUGAUGUCAAAAAGUGCUAAGCGAGACUAUGUUUGGUCAAACAACAGAAGCAUCAUAGUUUGGCUUGUUUUCUAGAUGUGAUGGGGGAAGAGUUGCUCUCAUCAGCAUCUCCUUGCUUCUUGCAUAUCUCUUUUGUUUUAUUUUAUUUUUUUCUUUGAAUUAAUAUAAAAAGGACGUGAUUUCUUUCUUUGA
This is a messenger RNA of Rana temporaria (common frog), 5236 nucleotides long. RefSeq names its product glutamate ionotropic receptor AMPA type subunit 1 (gene GRIA1). The coding region runs from base 558 to 3278 and encodes 906 amino acids. The record is from RefSeq and is a predicted model, not a curated record. The transcript is spliced from 16 exons. Gene Ontology annotation, cellular component: plasma membrane; postsynaptic membrane; dendritic spine. NCBI's taxonomy places the organism in Eukaryota, Metazoa, Chordata, Amphibia, Anura, Ranidae. Gene Ontology annotation, molecular function: AMPA glutamate receptor activity; transmitter-gated monoatomic ion channel activity involved in regulation of postsynaptic membrane potential. Gene Ontology annotation, biological process: modulation of chemical synaptic transmission; synaptic transmission, glutamatergic; monoatomic ion transport.